Molecule: messenger RNA, 261 nt
Organism: Anthostomella pinea
Lineage: Eukaryota; Fungi; Ascomycota; Sordariomycetes; Xylariales; Xylariaceae
Source: the annotation of a GenBank genome assembly
AUGUCCACGCAGCUGGAGCGGACCACGAAAUUGCCUUUUGACUUUGAUGACAUCUCCCUGCCAUCUGAUUUCCUCGUCUGGAUCGCUUCCCCCGAAGCAAGCUUCCUCGACGGAAAGCUCGUGUUCGCCGCUUGGGACGUGGAGGAACUCAAGGGCCGCAGGAAUGAGAUUGUUGGUGGGCAUCCGGGAAGUGGCGAGCUUUGGUUUGGCUUUCAGGGAUUUCCCCGGUAUAUAAGGGGCAGGCCCUUGGGAGGGUCGUAG